This is a messenger RNA of Peniophora sp. CBMAI 1063, 918 nucleotides long. Lineage: Eukaryota; Fungi; Basidiomycota; Agaricomycetes; Russulales; Peniophoraceae. The record is from the annotation of a GenBank genome assembly.
AUGCCGCGCGACUUUCACUUGGAUGAUCGGCUCGCGCUCGACCAAGGCCUUCUCCAUCUCGAUUCCGAGCAGCUCGCUUUCCUGCAGAAGACUAUCGGGAUACAGGACGAAGACGCUCUGAGGGAGCAUAUCUUUUCCGUGCAAGCAGAGGCGUACGAUGUCUUCCCCUACAGUUCUAUUCGCUCUUUCACCUUCCUUGGACUUGGAAUCUCACGCAACCCUGCAUGGCCUGAGAUCUUGAGGAUCCUACAUACGCGACCCAAUGCGCUCCUUCUUGAUGUCGGGUGCUGCUUUGGUACGGACACUCGCAAGGCCGUUUCCGACGGCUGGCCGGCAAGGUCAGUGAUAGCCACGGACAUCAUAGCUGAGUUCUGGGAUCUUGGUCGCAAGCUCUUCCGCGCGGAUUCUGGCGACGAAGUGGUCGAAGACAUCCGGUACAUCCAAGGCGACAUCCUUGAUUCUUCCUACCUCGCUACCGCACCGCCGGCUCCGACACAUGAAUGUUCCGCCCAAACGGACGUGGACACGCGCAAGAUCACCACACUCACCGAGUUGCAACAUGGAGUGUCAGCUAUACACCUGUCGGCGAUCUUCCAUCUCUUUCCCGAAUCAGCUCAGGUCUAUCUUGCUAGGGCGCUCGCGGGCCUUCUCGCGCCACAUCGCGGCGCGUGCAUCUUCGGCUGGUCCGUCGCUUCCACCAGUUCACAGGCCGAGCUUGUCUGCGUUCAAAGCGGGGUAUCACAUCCUCGUCUUUGGCUGCACUCGCCUGGAUCGUGGAAAGAUCUCUGGGAGGAUGUGUUUGGGGAGACUCAAGUGGAAGUACGGGCGGAAGUUCGGGACUUUGAGAAUGACGUUGGCGUUCUUCUUGAGAAUGGCGAUAGGCCAAGGAUGCUAGUUUGGAGCGUCACAAGGAUAUAG